CCAAGUCUCGCCCCGCCCCCCGGCCGGCGCCCCGCCCCACCCGGCGUCCCUCGGCUUGCUGUCCAGCGCAGCCUGCGCCCUGGAGCGCCGGUUCUGCCGGCGGCGAGAUAUGGACCAAUUUUGACAAGAUGUAGUGCUGCAGCGUGCCUGAUGGGAUAUGUUCAGCCAUGGCAUCCGAACUUUGUAAGACGAUCUCUGUGGCAAGGCUGGAAAAGCACAAGAAUUUGUUCUUAAAUUAUAGGAACCUGCACCAUUUCCCAUUGGAGUUACUGAAAGAUGAGGGAUUGCAGUACUUGGAGAGACUCUAUAUGAAAAGGAACUCGCUUACAACCUUGCCAGAAAACCUUGCUCAGAAGCUUCCAAACCUUGUGGAACUGUACCUACACUCAAAUAACAUAGUUGUGGUACCGGAAGCCAUUGGGUCCCUUGUAAAACUCCAGUGCUUGGACCUUAGUGACAAUGCCUUAGAAAUUGUUUGCCCAGAAAUUGGUCGUCUGAGAGCUUUACGUCAUCUUCGGUUAGCUAAUAACCAACUGCAAUUCCUACCUCCAGAGGUUGGCGAUUUGAAGGAGCUGCAGACUCUAGACAUUUCUACCAAUCGUUUGCUAACUUUACCGGAGAGGCUUCACCUGUGCCUUUCUCUGCAGUACCUCACUGUGGACCGAAAUCGUCUGUGGUGCGUGCCACGCCACCUCUGCCAGCUGCCCAGCCUCAACGAGCUCUCCAUGGCUGGAAACCGUCUUGCAUUUUUGCCGCUUGACUUUGCUCCUUCCCAUGUUGCUAUGGAGAUUGUAUUAAAAGCAUUGACUUCAGUUUCUACCAUAGUCUUUAAAGCCCUUUUUUCGGGGGGAUACAAUUCCAGCCAUAACAGNGUUUUCCUCCCUGCCGAGGUGAAGGUCAUAGGGACAGAGAAUGAUCGCGUCCUGCCUCUGCAAGAGUUGGCCAUGAGGAAACUGCAUCAUACCUCCCACAGUUUUCUGAAAGAUUUGAACUUCCUGUCUCCAAUCUCAUUACCCAGAAGUCUCCUGGAGUUGCUGCACUGCCCUCUAGGGCACUGUCACCGGUGUAGUGAGCCCAUGUUUACGAUUGUCUACCCCAAGCUCUUUCCCUUGAGAGAGACGCCGAUGGCUGGACUGCACCAGGGGAGGACAACUGUCAGUUUUGUGGCUUACUGCUGCUCCACUCAGUGUCUGCAGACUUUCGACCUACUGAGCUGAUAAACACUCAAGAGCCUCAGGGGCGCUGCCAGCCUGACACGGCACUUGCCUGCAUGUCACACACUGUUUGUGCGGCCGAGGGACAGGAGAGUCCAACCAGCCAGGACACACAGGCCUUUCCAUCCUGUCCUGUCGAAUGCGGGGGACUGCAGAACUCUCUGGAAGUGUCAUGACUGAGCUUCAGAGCUAAAAUGCCUUCACCCUGCCCCCAAGUUGGAAUAUAUCCUCCCCCAAAAUUAA
Molecule: messenger RNA, 1457 nt
Organism: Hipposideros armiger (great roundleaf bat)
Lineage: Eukaryota; Metazoa; Chordata; Mammalia; Chiroptera; Hipposideridae
Gene: LRRC28
Product: leucine rich repeat containing 28
Exons: 10
Coding region: 168-1217 (349 amino acids)
Cellular component (GO): cytoplasm
Molecular function (GO): protein binding
Source: RefSeq, a predicted model, not a curated record